AUGGCAAUCUCAGAUAUCUUCCCAGGCGAAUCAUCAACCCAUAAAGGAGCCAAUGACAUCCCCGCUCCUCGAUCGGACGCUUCUGUCAAUGCUCCUCCACCAGAACAGCAUCGACGAGUAGCCGAUUUCGUCAAUGAAGCACCAAAUGCCAGAUACACAUUCGAUUCUAGACGUAAUGCCGAUGCUGCCGAUGCCGAGCUAUGCAGGAUAACGCUCCAGGGAGGAAAGAGCUGUAUCAAGCUCGCUUUGGCCAGUGCCUCGCUGUUUAAGAGCAUGCAAUCACUCGGCUUCUACUGUGCUUUACCUGCUGAACCUACACGUACGCAUAUGGAAUGUACCCGAAUCCCUCGUUAG
Messenger RNA from Kwoniella botswanensis, 354 nucleotides. RefSeq lists its product as uncharacterized. The record is from RefSeq and is a predicted model, not a curated record. The transcript is spliced from 5 exons. Bases 1 to 354 code for a protein of 117 amino acids. Lineage: Eukaryota; Fungi; Basidiomycota; Tremellomycetes; Tremellales; Cryptococcaceae.